Molecule: messenger RNA, 1618 nt
Organism: Pistacia vera
Lineage: Eukaryota; Viridiplantae; Streptophyta; Magnoliopsida; Sapindales; Anacardiaceae
Product: BRAP2 RING ZnF UBP domain-containing protein 1
Exons: 11
Coding region: 92-1564 (490 amino acids)
Biological process (GO): protein ubiquitination; Ras protein signal transduction
Cellular component (GO): cytoplasm
Molecular function (GO): zinc ion binding; ubiquitin protein ligase activity
Source: RefSeq, a predicted model, not a curated record
CAUCUCUCGCCUUCCCGGAAAUAUUAACAUUUGUCAACUGUCAACUCGCUUUCCACUCACCGAUUCUUAGCCCAAGCCUGUGAGAGCGAGAAUGUUCAUCCUCCGAGUCCACUCAGUGGACGCCAAUCAUCCUAUCACCACCGAAGAAACCGGCUUUUCCACCGUCACCAGCUCAACCACCCGACCAAAUCCCAAUCCUAAUCCUAACCCUAACCCUAACCCUAAAUUCAGCGAGAGGAGAGGAUUGGUCCACCUGUUUCGAGGCACAUCACAGAGCUAUCUAACAAACCCUAGCCCUGGAUCCACUUCCCUCUUCGUCGUCGCCGUCCCCAACUACCUCUCUUACGAUGAUUUUAUCAGAUUUUGCGGCUCCCACGUCGACCACGUGGACGAGCUCAUUUUCAUCAGGAAUGAUGGGAUGGAAGAUCGAUACAGUGUAUUGAUCAAGCUUCCUGAUGAGUUUACAGCUGAUGGGUUUUACAACAAAUUCAAUGGCAAGAGGUUUUCACCAGCCGAGGCUGAGGUAUGCCACAUGCUAUAUAUGCUUUCUGUGGAGUACACUGAAUUUGCUGAGAUUGCUAGCACUCCACCACUGGGAUUCACUGAGCUACCCUCUUGUCCAAUUUGCCUUGAGAGACUAGAUCCUGACACUAGCGGAAUUCUUAGUACGAUCUGUGACCAUUCGUUUCAAUGUUCAUGCACGUCAAAAUGGACUUACUUAUCUUGCCAGGUUUGUCGAUUUUGUCAGCAGCAGGAUGAGAAACCAACUUGUUCUGUUUGUGGAACAGUGGAGAAUCUCUGGGUUUGUUUGAUGUGUGGUUUUGUGGGAUGUGGAAGAUAUAAGGAGGGGCAUGCUGUUAGGCACUGGAAAGAUACACAGCACUGCUACUCUCUUGAUUUAAGAACACAACAAAUUUGGGAUUAUGUUGGUGACAGUUAUGUUCAUCGACUGAACCAGUCUAAAGCUGAUGGAAAGUUGGGGGAGAUGAACUUUCGGUGCAUGUCACCUGAGGAACAUUGUGGUUCUUGUGGGUGUAGUGAGGAUUCUGGAAUUAGUGGGGCCCUCUUUAACAGCAAAGUGGAAGCAAUUGUAGAUGAGUACAAUCGCCUUCUUGCUACUCAACUGGAGACUCAGAGACAAUACUAUGAAUCUAUACUUGCAGAGGCCAAAAGUAAAAGGGACAGUUCAAUCUCAGAAGCAGUAGAGAAGGCUGUGGCUUCCAAGAUGUUGGACAUCCAAAAUGAUUUGGACAAAUGUGAAGAGGCAAAGAAAGCUGUUGCAGAUAUCAAUAGAAAUCUCAUUAAAAAUCAAGAAGUUUGGCGGAAAAAGGUUAAGGAAAUUGAAGAGAGGGAAAUUUCAUCACUAAGGUUGAAAGAUGAGAAGAUACUUGAUCUGGAAGACCAGAUAAGGGAUCUGACAGUGUACCUCGAAGCCCAGAAAACUCUUGAUCACAUCACAGAUUCAGAUGGCAUCAAAGGAGGAACAGUCUUGCCAGUGUCUUAUGAUCAAUCUUCCUCACCCAACAACCGAAGGCACAAAAAGUCAGGUCGGAGGCGAAACUAGUCUCUAUCCAAUUUCUCACAAUAAUAGGAAUGUCAUAUUGUAUUGUAUAUGGUA